AUGAACAGCAUGAACACCUACAUGACCAUGAACACCAUGACGACGAGUGGCAACAUGACCUCCAGCUCUUUCAACAUGUCCUACGCCAACACGGGGCUGGGGGCUGGGCUGAGCCCCGGCGCCGUGGCCGGCAUGCCGGCGGGCUCGGCGGGGCCGGUGAACGGCAUGCCUGCCGGUGUGGCCGCCAUGGGUACGGCGCUGAGCCCCGGCGGCAUCAAUGCCAUGUCGGGCCAGCCGGCCCCCAUGAACGGGCUGAGCCCCUACGGCGGCAUGAACCCCUGCAUGAGCCCCAUGGCCUACACCCAGUCCAACCUCGGCAGGACGCGGGACGCCAAGACCUUUAAGCGGAGCUACCCCCACGCCAAGCCACCCUACUCCUACAUCUCCCUCAUCACCAUGGCUAUCCAGCAGGCACCCAGCAAGAUGCUGACGCUAAGCGAGAUCUACCAGUGGAUCAUGGACCUUUUCCCCUACUACCGGCACCGCCGGCAAAAGCGCUUCAAGUGUGAGAAGCCGGCGAACAGCAAAGCCCCUCAGGAGGGCAGGAAAGAUCAGGCCGGGGCCUCCAGUUCCAGCUCCAACUCCCCUCUGCACAGAGGCCACAAUAAACCCACACAGCUGGACACCACCACCUCCCUCUCCAGCUCCAACCCGUCCACCAGCCCCCAGUCUAUGGACCACAGCGGAUCGAGCACGGAGCUAAAGACCUCGGCCUCGGUCGCCUCCUCCACCAUCAGCUCCGUCCCCGCCUUGGCAUCCGUCCCGCACCCCCCUCACUCCUUGGCCCACGAACCCCAGCUCCACCUCAAAGGCGAUCCCCACUACUCUUUCAACCACCCCUUUUCCAUCAACAACCUCAUGUCCUCCUCGGAGCAGCAGCACAAGCUGGACUUCAAAGCCUACGAGCAGGCGCUGCAAUAUUCCUCCUACGGGGCCGGCAUCCCCGGCGGGGCCACCUCCAUGGCGGGCCGGAGCAGCAUCGAGCCCUCGGCCCUAGAGCCCUCGUACUACCAAGGUGUGUAUUCCAGACCCGUGCUAAACACCUCCUAG
This is a messenger RNA of Mesitornis unicolor (brown roatelo), 1050 nucleotides long. Its product is annotated as hepatocyte nuclear factor 3-alpha-like. The record is from RefSeq and is a predicted model, not a curated record. Gene Ontology annotation, biological process: anatomical structure morphogenesis; cell differentiation; regulation of transcription by RNA polymerase II. NCBI's taxonomy places the organism in Eukaryota, Metazoa, Chordata, Aves, Mesitornithiformes, Mesitornithidae. Gene Ontology annotation, molecular function: DNA-binding transcription factor activity, RNA polymerase II-specific; RNA polymerase II cis-regulatory region sequence-specific DNA binding; protein domain specific binding.